AUGCUGGCAAAUAUAGGAUACGGAACCUUCAUCCUUUUUGCCUGUUUCAAUAUCAUUGCAAUACCUGCAGUGUAUUUCAUUUACCCUGAGACCAAUGGCCGCUCUCUUGAAGAAAUGAACCUACUCUUCGCUUCCCAUUCACUUCUGGUUAGUGCCAACAAGCGCGAGUAUGACAGAAUGCUCAGUGAGGCUGGUGGUAACAUCGCCGUCGCCGAACGUCGCCUGUUUGACAGCGUCGACGCCGAAGCCAAAGAGAUUGAUGACAGGGUCGACACCUUGAGUACUGGCGAAAAGGAAAUGGCAGAGUGCUCCGAGGCUAAGGUAUCGGCCUCAGAGAAGUAG
Penicillium riverlandense is the source of this 342-nucleotide messenger RNA. RefSeq names its product Sugar transporter STL1. The record is from RefSeq and is a predicted model, not a curated record. Gene Ontology annotation, cellular component: membrane. NCBI's taxonomy places the organism in Eukaryota, Fungi, Ascomycota, Eurotiomycetes, Eurotiales, Aspergillaceae. Gene Ontology annotation, molecular function: carbohydrate:proton symporter activity. Bases 1 to 342 code for a protein of 113 amino acids. Gene Ontology annotation, biological process: carbohydrate transport; transmembrane transport. The transcript has 2 exons.